AGUUUCUUUAUAGUAUAACAUAAUAUUAUAAAAAUUUUAUUAUACAAAAAUAGCUUCAAAUACAUUCUAAUUUAAUUAAAUACUUAUUAUCAUUACAAUAAUUGAAACAGGAUCGAGAUCUCUUUAAUUACAGAUUCGCUUUUGUAGUGGAACGACUUAAUUCGCAUUACUUCUGGUUUACUUUUCGCAGUAUAAGCAGGCCGUAGGUCGCAGCAGCUGGAGCUCAUCUUUAUGCCACGACUAUUCGAGUGUAAAACGAACUCAAUUGAUAAUAGACGUACCACGUCCCAUGACAAAGGACAGCAAUGAAGAAGACGUUUGACGGAGAGAAUGAUCUACUUACUCGGGCCAAAAUAUUCCGGGGAAGAUCCUUCGUUCUUGAGAGUGGUCGACGCGAAUAGCGUCCAAUGGUCGAGGUAGACUAGCUUAGGAGGUACGGGAGUGGACGUUGGAUCCUUCGUCACGCAUCAGUACCAAGUUAGAUGAGUACUCUCCUCCUCUGAGCUUUUCGCGGUCCCACUAUAUAAACUAAUAGCCCGGUCUAGCACGAAUGUCAGUUAACAUAUUAUUGGCCAAGAGAUCGGUCGUGAUUGCAAGAUAAGCGGAGUUUUCGAGAUAAAACGUGAUUAUAGAGUGUGUUAUAAAAAAAUAUAAAAAAGGAAUAAAAGAAGCAUCUAGAUGCUAACAAGAUGUUACUGCUGUACAUAUUAUUCUUUCUAUCAGUGCUCGUCACAGCACAGGGAUCACAAUCAAUGAACACACUGGAUAGAGAGAUACUGCGGAACGACUCUAAAAGCUCUUUAGAUCGGAUUGGUGAAAGCUUUUUGAACGGCAUUGAAACACUUUUUCCAGUUUCGAAAGCGUAUGCUGUAGAAGGGCGUAAAGAUAAGAAAUUAAAAAAAUUGAAUAAGUAUGUUCUGCCUUUAAUCAUUGGAUUUUUGCUGAUAAAAUCUAUUUUAUUGCCUAUCACGUUAAAGGCAUUGGCUAUUCUAAGUGGAAAAGCUGUUGUGCUGAGUUUGAUGAGUUUGAUCCUGGCAGCUAUAGUUGGAUUAAAAAAGGUGGCCCAAAAGGACAGCGACUACGAACACAACAAGCAUAGACGACAAGAUGUAUAUGGUUUUAUUGGUAAUGUGCAAGAAUUCGAACCUUAUCGAAUUUAUAAAGAACGACGCAGAAAGAAGUAGUGAAAAGAAAUUACAUUAAUGGACAAUAAAAUUAUUUGUUUGUACUUCGAUUAUCUUUUUUCUUAUAGUAAUGUUUGUUGUAAGAAAAUAAUUUUUACUUUAACUUUAAAUAAUUUUGAAAAGAAUUGUUAAGUAUGUCAAUGUAUGUAAAGUUAAGAACUAAAUGUAAUUAUUUGUAGCCUUUUUAAUUUUUUCUUUGCUCUAUUUAUUUAUUAUUUUAAGUUUAGUUAUAAGAUUAAAAUGUAAAAUCAAUCACUGUAAAUAUAAUAAAUUCAAAGAAGCAUAAUUUAUAUACCGUUGUCAUAUAUAAUAUUGUAAAAGUUCCUUUCUUAUUUGUAUUAAUAUCAAUAAAGAAUUUUACCAUAGAAAUAAUAAAUAAGCUAUGUGCUUGCGUUAAUUGUGUUAAAUGCGAUAACUGACUGGUGAAAGUAAUCAAAAUUUAUAAAAUUCACAAACGGAAACAUAUAAUUGCUGAAAUUUAUAUAAUUCAAUUAUAUUUAAUUUACUUUACAUCUCGACAAUAGCUCUACAUCUCUUAAUUACGAUUGCAAUGUUGUUAACAAAAUUUUUUUUUAAAGUAAUCUCAAUGUAUAUAUCUUGACUCAUUUCACUAGCAUGAUGUAAGAAAGAGAGAAAGUUUCUUGAUUCCGUGGGGAACUAGUUUGUAGAUAUCUAUUUCUCUCUUCGUAACUAUCAAAGUUAAAUUAUUCAGUUAUGUAUAUAAAUAUGUUUUUAAUAAAAAUUUUUAAUUGUUAUAAUUACAAUAAGCUUAUAUAAUCCUGUAUAAUAAAACAUAAAAAUAAAACAUAAAUUUUAUUAUUAAAUCUGAAGAAAUCAAGUAUUAUAACUAUUACAAAAAAUUUAUUAAAUGUAAUAUUUGUAAAUAAAAUAGGGAGUAUUAACAUAAUCAAUUGCACAACAAAAGAUUGAGAGAAAGCAAGAAAAAGAAUGUUCUUCACGUCAUUCGUACAAACCGGAAAGAAAUAAAGAUAAGACCCUGGAAUUGACCUGAAUGUAAGUCAUCGACCUUCGAUUCUCUAAGUUUUAUGAAAUUUGAAAUGUUUUUAAAGGGCUUUUAUAUUUUAUUUUAAUUUAAUAAUAUAAAUUAUAUUAUUUUAUCAUAUAAGUAUAAAAAUAAAGU
Messenger RNA from Monomorium pharaonis (pharaoh ant), 2325 nucleotides. RefSeq lists its product as uncharacterized. The record is from RefSeq and is a predicted model, not a curated record. The transcript has 2 exons. NCBI's taxonomy places the organism in Eukaryota, Metazoa, Arthropoda, Insecta, Hymenoptera, Formicidae. Bases 690 to 1184 code for a protein of 164 amino acids.